UGUGAAAGUUGGUUGGCGGUGUGUUCGGGAUUGGGAGGGGGUUCUCGCCCCUUUGGACGGGGAGCCGGAGGCGGAUUAUUCUCUGUGGGGCAACACCAACAAUUUUCCUUCGGUGAGUAUUGAAGCCGGUUCCGAGCGGGGAGGUCUGACGUUCAACCUGCGGUGAAAGGUCUAUUGGAAGAAAUACCCCAACUGGAAGCAAACCACAGCUGAAGACGGGAACAGCAACAAGUGAACCAGCCCGAGGACUGAGAGCAUCAACUAGAGAGAACGCUCCUGACUCAGAGUUUCCAUUGAUUCAGUCAGGAGAAAGUUUGGUUAAAAAUGACAAGGAAUUUGUCUAUGGGAAUGUCUAACACAACACACAUGUUUUGCUGUCUCUUUUGAUAUUUAAGAAGUGGAGCAAGGGAUUCACUCGAUUAUCCUUCCUGCUCAGACUGUGGCGAGGGAUUUACUCGGUCAUUUCAAUUGAAGGUACAUCAGCAAGUUCACACCGGGACAAGGCCAUUCACCUGUUCUAUUUGUGAGAAAGGAUUCAGUCGUCUUCCCACCUGUGGACACACUAGUCAGAUCACACUGGGCAGAAGCUCUUCAUCUGCUGAAUUUGUGGGGAAAGAUUCAUUUUGUCAUCUAACCUAAUGGCUCACCAGCGAGUUCACACCAGAGAGCGGCCAUUCACCUGCUCAGACUGUGGGAAGAGAUUCACUCAGUCAUCCCAACUGAAGGCACAUCAGAGAGUUCACACUGGAGAGAGACCAUUCACUUGCUCAGAAUGUGGGAAGGGAUUCACUCAGUCAUCCGACCUACUCACACACCAGUCAGUUCACACUGGCGAAAGGCCAUUCACCUGCUCAGACUGUGGGAAGGGAUUCACUCAGUCGUCCGCCCUAAUGGCACACCGACGAGUUCACACUGGGGAGCGGCCGUUCACCUGCUCGAACUGUGGGAAGAGAUUCACUCGGUCAUCCCAACUGAAGGUACAUCAGCGAAUUCACACCGGGGAGAGGCCACUCACUUGCUCAGACUGUGGGAAGGGAUUCACUCGGUCAUCUAACCUAAUGGCACACCAGCAAAUUCACACCGGGGAGAGGCCGUUCACCUGUUCAGACUGUGGGAAGGGAUUCACCUGCUCAUCCCAACUGAAGGUGCAUCAGCGAGUUCACACUGGGGAGAGGCCGUUCACCUGCUCAGAAUGUGGGAAGAGAUUCACUUGGUCAUCCCAAAUGAAGGUACAUCAGAGAGUUCACACUGGAGAGAGGCCGUUCAUCUGCUCGGACUGUGGGAAGGGAUUCAUUUGCUCAUCCCAGCUGAAGGUACACCAGUCAGUUCACACUGGGGAGAGGCUGUACACUUGCUCAGUCUGUGGGAAGGGAUUCACCCGGUCAUCUCAGUUACUGAGACACCAGUCAGUUCACACUGGGGAGUGGCUGUUCACCUGCUCAGACUGUGGGAAGGGAUUCACUGAAUCAUCUCAACUGAAGGUACAUCAGAGAGUUCACACUGUAGAGAGGCCAUUCACCUGCUCAGACUGUGGGAAGGGAUUCACUCGGUCAUCCGACCUACUGGCACACCAGCGAAUUCACACCGGGGAGCGGCCAUUCACCUGCUCAGACUGUGGGAAGGGAUUCACUCGGUCAUCUAAGCUGAAGGUACAUCAGCGAAUUCACACUGGGUAGAGGCUGAUCACCUGCUCAGACUUCGGGAAAAGAUUUUCUCAGCCAAAUCAACCAAGUAGGCAUCAUUGAGUUCUUACCGGGGAGUGUCCGUUCACCUGCUGUGAAUGUGGUAAGCAAUUAACUCAGUAAUCAGACACAGACAUACUUUAUUAUUCCUGAGGGAAAUUGGGUUUCGUGACAGUCGCACCAACCAAGAACAGGAAAUAUAGCAAUAUGAAACCAUAAAUAAUUAAAUAAUACUAAGUCAAGUAUGCUGUUACGUACCCAGUAACUGGGUUAACAGACCAGCAGAAAUGGAAGGAUAUGUUGGUGUCUGGUGGUUCUUUAACUAAAGGUGUUUAUUCGUAAAAUAAACCAAAGAGUAUCAAUAAUGCAAAUAUACAUAUAAAACAGGUUAGCAAUAAUAAACAAGCUCUAUCAAUAUCUAGGGGUAUAUGAAUAGUCAUAAGAGAAUAUAAAGUUCAGUUCAGUUCGUCCAUGCUGAGGUAGCUGUUGCUGUGCUGCAAUUGGAGAGAGAGAGAGGGGGGCAGAAAGCGACCAAGAGAUUGGGCAGCUGCAGCAAGCAAACCUUCUGUUGUCUUCUUAUUCCGUUGUACCAUUGUGGUCAUUCGGUUAUGACCCCUCCGUUCUCAGCUAGACUGUUCUUCAGUGGUGGACUCAUCACCCUGGCAUGACUGGACACACACACAAGUCCCCACCAGCCCUGCCGUCACACUGUGAGCCUUUGUGACCGAUCUUCUGAUUCGGUCCUCUAAGCCCCCACCUUCCUGUGGGUGCACAACACUCGGUCAGUGUCCACUGGUGUGUUUGAAGAGUGUCUCCCCAGACCCGUCUUUUAUCCCCACUGACGGGGUAUCAGCCAUCCAUCAACUCAAUAUGUCUAUGUCCAUCAAGCUAGGCCACUCCUGCUGUCUCUUCAGGAAUGUUAACGAGCAAAGAAGUGUCCCGGCAGCAAAAGGUUUCGUUUACCUGUCCAUCAGUGAAGCAGCCAUAAUACCUAAAUCAGUCGUCUCUCUCUUAUCUGUAGCAGAUAUCUCUACCUCUGUUCUUCAUCUCUCUCUCACUCUCAUUAGCUGCAUAGUCCUCAAAGGGGGGGGGGGGAAGGGUCAGCUCUGGACCCCAUUUCCAUCAGGUCUGUUCAGCACACAUAACACCCCCACCCUUCAAAGAAUCUUCACCGGGUUGAAAAUUCACUAGUAAAGCACAUUACAGAGUCUAAUCUAAUACAGAAGUGGUCUUUAACUACAAGGAUAACACAGGUAUACUUUCAAAUUAACACCUGGAUAAACAAUCAGCAAUUACAUUGUCAUUUCCCUUUACAUUUUGUAUUUUAAUAUCAAAUUCUUGUAACAACAGACUCCAACUAAAUAACCAUGUAUUUUUAUUCUUCAUGUUUGUCAAAAAUACCAAGGGGUUGUGAUCAGUAUAGACUAUCACUGGUUUCUACGCUGGACAAAUGUCGACCUCAAAUUGCUGUAAUGCCAGGAUUACCAUUCUGAUCGUCCAGGGUGGGCAUGUUUCUGUUCUGACCUUCUCCAUGUUUCUGUGACAGAGAAGCUGGCCAAACCUGACUGGAAGGGGAAUCUGGUAGGAAUGACGAUGGAGCAGCAAUGGCUGGAGUUUCUGGGAGCAACUCGGGAGCUGAGUGAUAGACACAUCCCAAAGAAGUGGAAGCAUUGGAAAGGCAGGAGGACACAACUGUGCCUGAAAUGAGAUGCAAAAGCCAACAUAAAAGCCAAAGAGAGGGCAAAUAAUAGAGCAAAAAACAUUGGGAAGCUUUAAGAAACCAACAGAAGACAACUAAAGCAAGUCAGAUGAGCUCAGGGUGUGGAAGUAUGAUAUUGUAGUCAUUAAUGCAUCUUGAUAGCACCCAACAGCCUGAGGAAUUUAGAGGAACAAAAUAUCUGGGGCCACGAUAUCUCUUGAAAACCAAGGUUCCCUGCACCAGUUACCUUUCAACUUUUAUUUUGGUAGGCACAUACAAACUCUGCACCCUCAAAAUUUCACUUCUGAAGAACCCCCACUUACCAAGUGCUCCUUUGCAGAAAACAGCCUGUCCCAAUCCACACUUGUCAAAUCCUUGCAAAUACCAUAAACAUUGAUGUUGCUCCAAUUUAGAAUCUCAAGAGAGGUCCAGACCUCUGUUUUUCCGUACUUACUUGGAAUUUCAUGGCAUUAUGAUCACUAUACACAAAGUGUUCCCAUUCACUAAUUUUUGUCACCAGCCCUGGAUCAGUUCCCAACAGCUUAUUGUACAAUUCUACGCCGGUUGUUUUAUGUACUGAUUAAGGAGCAUUUGACAAACUCUACCCCAUCUAGUCCUUUUACAGUAUGGGAGUCCCAGUCAAUAUAUGGAAAGUUAAAAUCACUUACUAUAUCAACUUUUGUUUCUUGGUAUAGUCUGUGAACUCUCUAAAAAUUUGUUCCUCUAGAUCCCUCAGACUGUUGGGUGCAACCAAUUCCCAGUAAUGCCUACGAUAUCACAAUUCCAUGCCCUGGGCUCAUCUGGCUUUCCUGCGAUGCUUCUUGCAUCGUGAUUUCCACAGCUCCACGCAUUCAUCGCACCAGGCUCAAGCAUUUGAUUACUGACUCUAUCUGAGCUCUGAACCACAUCUGUCUGGUGUCAAGAAAGCAACCUGUCCCUCAAUGUCAGGAAAACAUCUGACACUGAAUUUUGUGGUGAGGAUGCAGGAAAGGUUUUCUUCUGAUGACUCUCCAUGCAGGUCAUAUUUGUGCAGGUGUCACUGCACAGUAGAACAGUGCACCACCACUCCAGAGUCUGCUAAAUCUUCCUGAAUGUUUUUUACAGUCAAACAGGGGUUUUGAUUUGCCUUUCUAGCAAUCCUACGAGUAGUUCUCCCAAAAAGUUUUCUUGGUCUUCCAGACAUCAACUUGACCUCCACCGUUCCUGUUAAAUGCCAGUUCUUACUUACAUUAUGUACUGAGGAAACGGCUACCUGAAAAUGCUUUGCUAUCUUCUUAGAGCCUUCUCCUGCUUUGUGGGCAUCAUUUAUUUUAACUUUCAGAGUGCUCAGCGGCUGCUUAGAGGAGCCCAUGGCUGCUGAUUGUUGGGACAAGGUUGGAGGAGUCAGGGUAUUUAUAAGGCUUUGCAAUUUGUACAGCCUGGCCUGUCCUAAUGAUGAUUGCAAACAAGCCAUAGCCCUAACAAGCUAAUUCAGAUCUGAGACCUCGGUAAAAUUUAACUGAGAGCUCAAAUCUCUUGGGGUGCCUGAACUUUUCCAUGGUGCUCCUUUCCCUUUUUUCUCCCACUCUAAAAUUGUACAAAACAGAAAUAAUACACUAAACUCCUGAUGAAGGGUUUCGGCCCGAAACGUUGUCACUACCUCCUCCCAUAGAUGCUGUCAGGCCUGCUGAGUUCUGCCAGCAUUUUGUGUUUUUAAUAAUACACUCAUCUUGCUUAAAAUGUUGAAUGUUUUGUCUUUAAUUUUCUGACUUUUGGAGACCAGUUCACCUUCUACUCACUUAACU
Molecule: messenger RNA, 5165 nt
Organism: Hypanus sabinus (Atlantic stingray)
Lineage: Eukaryota; Metazoa; Chordata; Chondrichthyes; Myliobatiformes; Dasyatidae
Product: zinc finger protein 239-like
Exons: 4
Coding region: 639-1676 (345 amino acids)
Source: RefSeq, a predicted model, not a curated record